AUGAGCUCGGCGCGCCCACUGGCCCCGACGGCACCCCCCCCACCUGGCGGCAGCCUCGACCGCUGGGGAAGAGGAAGCUCGGCGGGCCGCCAGCCGGCCCCGCCCGCCGCCCCGGCGGCGCCCCUCGGCGGCGCCGAGGGCCUCAGCGAGGCGUCCCGCUGGCUGGGCGGCCCCGCCCGCGGGCCCCGCGGGGGCGCCCGAGCCCCCGCCGGCCGCGCGGGCGGCCGCCCGCCGCCGCCCGAGGCGCCGGCGGCGCCGAAGCCCGAGCGGGUGGAGAGCAAGGGGUCCAGCGGGGGCGGGACGGUCGACGAGGCCAAGCCGAUGGAGGCACUUAGGGACAGGUUGGUAGACUGGACGAUCGUCUUCAGCGAGCGCUUCGAGCUGUGCGUCUUCCUGCGCGAGAUCGUUGGGCAGAUGACUUUCAGCGCCUUUGGGCCCCUGGGGAUCCCGCUGCUGCGGCUGUAUCUGGUGCUUGCGCCUUGGAAAAUCGCUCGAUGUCGAUUCCGUCGAAGUCGCAUCACACGUGGCGAGAGUACAUUAUAUUGCUGGCCGUGA
This is a messenger RNA of Prorocentrum cordatum, 555 nucleotides long. NCBI's taxonomy places the organism in Eukaryota, Dinophyceae, Prorocentrales, Prorocentraceae. The record is from the annotation of a GenBank genome assembly.